Messenger RNA from Lactuca sativa (garden lettuce), 2757 nucleotides. Lineage: Eukaryota; Viridiplantae; Streptophyta; Magnoliopsida; Asterales; Asteraceae. The record is from RefSeq and is a predicted model, not a curated record.
AUGGCAAGGGAAGUAAGUUCUUCAAACUUGUUAUUUCUCUCUCUGGCUCUACUAAUCAUCACACUGUUCCUCAUACCAAAUUUCACUUCUGCUUAUUUGGAGGAAGCCAAUGCUCUUCUUAAAUGGAAAGCAAGCCUUGAAAUCCCAAAAAACUCCUUUCUCUCUUCAUGGAUUCCCCUCCCUUUGAAUUCCAGUGCUUCAGCUCCAUGCACUUCUUGGUUUGGAGUAGUUUGCAAUGCUGAUGGGAGCAUUCAGAAGUUGAACCUCACAUCAUCUAGAUUAAAGGGUACGCUUCAUCAAUUUUCAUUCUCUUUGCUACACAAUCUUACGCAUUUUGAUCUCAGUUUGAACAACUUCUAUGGCCCCAUCCCACCAGAAAUCCAACUUUUGUCCAAAGUUGUCUAUCUUGAUUUUUCAGAGAACAAGUUUUCUGGAGUAAUCCCACCUGAAAUGGGAAACCUACACCAGCUAACCAUAUUGUACCUAUACUCAAACUAUAUAUCUGGCUCAAUUCCUUCAUCAUUGAGUGAUUUGACAUCUUUAAAUGUCCUUCAUUUGCACCAAAAUCAUUUGUCUGGUCCCAUUCCUAUUGAACUUGGGAAUUUGAAGUCUCUCAUUGAUCUUAAGGUGAGCCACAAUCAACUUAGUGGUUCUAUUCCUUCAUCAUUGGGUGAUUUGACAUCUUUGAAUCUACUUUAUUUGCACCAAAAUCAACUCUCUGGCCCCAUUCCUAUUGAACUUGGGAAUUUGAAGUCUCUCAUUCGUUUUAAGGUAAACGACAAUCAACUAACUGGUUCUAUUCCUUCAUCAUUGGGUAAUUUGACAUCUUUGAAUGUACUUUAUUUGUACCUUAAUCAACUCUCUGGUCCCAUUCCCAUUGAACUUGGGAAUUUGAAGUCUCUAACUGAUCUUGGGGUGAGCAACAAUCAACUUAGUGGUUCUAUUCCUUCAUCACUAGCAAACCUUAGCAACAUACAGUGGUUGAUCCUCAGUGUUAAUAAUUUAUCUGGUCCAAUUCCUAUUGAAAUUGGGAAUUUGAAGUCUCUCACUCAUCUUUCCGUGAUGGGAAAUCAGCUUAGUGGUUUCAUUCCUUCAUCAUUUGGUGAUUUGACAUCUUUAAAUCUCCUUUAUAUGUCUCACAAUAAACUUGCUGGUCCCAUUCCUAGUGAACUUGGGAAGUUGAAGUCUCUCACUGAUUUUAAGGUGAACAACAAUCAAAUUAGUGGUUCUAUUCCUCCAGAGUUUGGAAAUUUAACUCAACUACAAAGACUUAAACUGUCUUCAAAUCAUUUGGUUGGAGAGAUCCCAAAGGAGUUUGGGAAGAUGAAAAGUAUGUUGGAACUGUACUUGGCUGGCAACCAACUUUCAGGUGUUAUACCUUUUGAGCUUGGAUUUUGUGAACUCCUUGAAGUACUCGAUCUAUCCAAAAAUAGAUUGAAUGGGUCGAUUCCAAGAAAUAUUGGUCAAUGGGCACAAAUCCACUACUUGAAUCUUAGUAAUAACAAGCUCAGUGAGAAAAUUCCAUCGGAAAUUGGUAAACUAGUUCAUCUUACGGAACUUGAUUUAUCUCAGAAUUUUCUUACGAAAGAGAUACCAUCUGAAGUUCAAAGUCCGGUCCCCCUUUUCCCUAACAUUGUGAAUGCGUCCUUAGAAAGCAAUCCAGAUUUGUGUGGGAAUGUUAAAGGAAUGAAACUUUGUCCAAGUCGAAUUAUGAAGAAGAAAAAUGGUCCCUUUCAUCAUAAGCUUAUCCUUGUAAUUAUGCUCCCUCUUAUCGGGUCUGUUUUACUUGGUGUGCUCACGUAUGGCCUCAUUGCUAAUCUACAACAAAAGAAAAAGUCUCCACAAAAACCAUCGGACGAAGAAAGUGGUGAUUAUUUCUCUAUUACAAGCUUUGAUGGAAAAGUGGUGUAUGCUGAUAUCUUGAAGGCAACAAAUGAUUUCAAUGAAGCAUACCGCAUUGGGACUGGAGGAUAUGGGACUGUGUACAAAGCGGAGCUACAACCGAACAAUGUGGUAGCCGUUAAGAAACUUCACCCAUCAUCUGAGAAUGUUGAUCAUAAUGGAUUCCUUAAUGAGGUACGAGCAUUAACCAACAUAAGGCAUCGAAACAUAGUGAAACUCUAUGGAUAUUGCUCCCACGUUCGCCACUCAUUUUUGAUUUAUGAAUACCUUGAAAAUGGAAGCCUUGAAUCAAUCUUAAGAAGCGAUGUCUUAGCAAAAGAAUUGGAUUGGUUGAAAAGAGUAAAUAUUGUAAAGGGUAUUGCUAAUGAUUUGGCUUAUAUGCAUCACGAUUGCUCACCUCCUAUAAUUCAUAGAGACAUAUCCAUAGCCAACAUCCUUCUUGAUUCUGAUUAUGAGGCGCAUAUUUCUGAUUUUGGCACGUCCAAGCUUUUAAAGCUAGACUCUUCCAACUGGACCGCAAUUGCAGGCACCUUUGGUUAUAUCGCACCAGAGCUUGCUUAUACGAUGGUGGCAAAUGAGAAAUGCGAUGUGUAUAGCUUUGGAGUUAUUGCAUUAGAAGUGAUAAUGGGAAAGCAUCCAGGAGAUCUCAUAACAUCUUUACCAACAUUGUCUGAUGAUGAUGAUUAUCUGGUGCCAACAAACGUGGGAGAUAGUCGGAUACCUCCUCCCUCAUCCCAAGUUGAGAAACAAGUUAAGUUGGUUUUGAAUCUCUCAAGAGCAUGUUUGAACUCCAAUUCACAUGAAAGACCAACAAUGCAACAAGUUUCAAAUCGGUUAAUGAAGGAUCUGCUUUGA